Motacilla alba alba is the source of this 1734-nucleotide messenger RNA. RefSeq names its product layilin (gene LAYN). Gene Ontology annotation, molecular function: hyaluronic acid binding. NCBI's taxonomy places the organism in Eukaryota, Metazoa, Chordata, Aves, Passeriformes, Motacillidae. The coding region runs from base 177 to 1292 and encodes 371 amino acids. The record is from RefSeq and is a predicted model, not a curated record. The transcript has 8 exons.
AAGCGGGGCCGGGGCGCUGCGGGCGCAGCCAUGCGGGGCAGCCGGAGCAGCGCGCUCGGCCCCGGGGCAGCGCCGGCUCCGCGGGGCCGCGGCUGAGCCGAGGAGGAGGAAGAGGAGGGAAGGAGGCAGGGGAGGAAGGAAGGAGGAGCUGCCGCUGUCCCGGCCCCGGCGGAGCGAUGCUGGCGGCAGCGGCGCUGUGCGCGGCCGCGCUGGGCUGCGCGGCGGGGGCGCGGCUGCUCAGCGCAGCAGUGGACAUUUCCCUCAGAAGAGGGCAGACGGUUUGCAGGCGUGGGACACAGAAACCCUGCUACAAAAUCGUCUAUUUCCACGACGCCUCGCGCAGGAGCAGCUAUGAAGAAGCUCACCUGGCCUGCAGAGCUGACGGGGGACACUUGGUGAGCAUCGAGAGCCCGGCAGAGCAGAGGCUGAUUGAAUCACUCAUCAGGAGCCUCCUGGCCUCGGAUGGGGACUUCUGGAUAGGGCUCAGGAGGAGGAAGGAGCAGGAGGACAACAGCACUGAGUGCCACAGCUUCUACUCCUGGUCCGAUGGGAGCUCGUCCAAAUUCCGGAACUGGUACGUGGACGAGCCGUCGUGCGGGGGCGAGGUGUGCGUGGUGCUCUACCACCAGCCCUCUGCCCCUCCAGGGGUGGGGGGCCCCUACAUGUUCCAGUGGAACGACGACAGAUGCACCAUGAGGAACAACUUCAUCUGCAAAUACUCCCUGGAGAAGCCAACAAGAGCUCCAAUAGACAAUCCCCGAAGAGCUGUGGCAACAGAGCCCUGGAAGCCAAAAUUCCCAGAGGAACGCUGGAGGAAAGGUGCCAAUGGAACAGCUGGGAGAGCCAAAGAACCUGUUCCGAGCCUUGCCUUCAUCCUCAUUUCCAGCAUUCCUGUGCUGCUUCUCCUGGUGGCCGUCGCAGGCAUCUCCUGCUUUUGGCUGCUGAUGAAGAGGAGACAGGAGCUGGAGGAUGUCACCCCCAAGGGUGCCGAGGCCUGGCUGCCCCAGCCCGGCGGGGACAGCCCCCGGCUGGACAUCCACGGCGUGAUCCGCAAGCAGUGCCAGGCUGACCUGGCCGGGGCCAGGCCUGGCACCAGGAAUUCCUCCUUCCGUGCCCACGGGGGGCUGCAGAGCCCCUGCAGGGACCCCCGGGACAGCUCCAGCGGCGGCUCGGUGACGCUGGCCGGCACGGAGAGCGGCUUUGUCACCAACGACAUCUACGAGCUCUGCGGGGACCGCGUGGGCAGGAGCGAGGAGUCCACCUGGGUGGACAACGAGAUUUACGGGUACUGAGGAAACGGACCCAAAAAAACCUCUGGAGUUUGGAUUUUGGGUUUUAAACCUGAGUUCCUCGCCCUCUCUACGCACUUGUUCAACAACGGCGUGCGCGGUGUUUGUCCUGGUUUUGCAUCGCGCCCUCGUUCUUCUGUUUUCUGCAAGAAUGGGGGUUUUUAAAGACCCAAACGGAGAGGAAUGUAGAGAUGUUGCUUGGCACCGAGCCCCCUUUGCCCAGGAAUGGCCUGUUAAUACCCUCCAUUCCUUUUUGUACCAAAGACAUGCCUUGAGACGGAAGGACAAUCCAAAAUCCUUAUUUAUUUAUAGACUUUCUCCUCCUCAAAGGUGCUGAAAGUUGCUGUGAUGUGGGAUGGAGCCCUGGCAGGUGGGGCAGGAAUCCCCUGGUUGCUUCGCUUGUGUGUGUGACUUUCACUGUGCCUAUUAAAUUUCUUUAUCUCAA